CCGACACCUCAGCCCACCAUGGCCUUCACAGCGCUGCUCCUCGCAAUCGCCGCGUACCUCGCACCACUGCUCCUGGUCUCGGGGAUGCCGUCCUUCGACGGUGUCACAUCCUGGUCGACGAUGAACACGCUCGUCCCGGGCAUGUCGCAGCUCCAGGGGCUCGGCCCUGCCGCCGCCGCCGCAGGCGAGGUCAACAGCGUACCCUUCUACAUGUCUAUCGCAGCGCCCCGCGGCCUCCCGGGGAACGUGACCAUCUACCGGAACAAGUCCCCGCCGCUGUUCUACAUCCACCAAAACCAGCUCUGGCACUACCACAACGAGUCCACGAUCCUCCCCGUGAACGUGCAGAACUCGACGCAGGCCGCGGGCCUCCCGCUGCAGAUGGUCGCGGACCCGCAGCCCGGCGGCGUCCCCGGCGGCCGCUGGCGCUGGCAGGGCACCAUGCUCUUCUACGAGAACGGCCCGCAGAAUAACCAGGGCCUCUUCUACUCGUGCCAGGACGUGAACGGCCUCAACGGGCUCUUCCUCUUCCUCCAGUGCUCUCCGCCUCCAGCGGGAUGCACGCCGUUCACCAUCCACAGCUUCAGCAGCAGCAGGAUGACCCACUAAGGCUGCGGAAGCCGGAAGACAACGACGACGACACCAACGCAUGUACACUAGAUCCCUGUAUCAAUUAGA
Molecule: messenger RNA, 678 nt
Organism: Trametes versicolor FP-101664 SS1
Lineage: Eukaryota; Fungi; Basidiomycota; Agaricomycetes; Polyporales; Polyporaceae
Exons: 3
Coding region: 19-609 (196 amino acids)
Source: RefSeq, a predicted model, not a curated record